GCUUGACAGACACCUGCAGCGCAGUCGCAACUCCGCACAGUGUGACACGGACUCCCGAGUGAAGAUGCUCUCACAGGCUCUUCAGCCGUUCACCGAGGAGCCACUGAGCCACGGACGGUACAGAGCGCACUGGUCUGCUCAGAGUGAAACAAAAAUAAUGUAGAAGACUGAACCAAUUAACACAGGCUAUAACAGAUUAAGAAGGGAUCUCAGUUGCUGGCUGCUUCAGAUGCAUUUUACUUGGAAAGCAGACACUUGGUAACACUUCUCAGUGUGGGUACACUUUGGAUCUGUACUGAUGGAUUUCUAUAACGGGUCAAAUUUUUCUCUCGGAGACAGCAAUUUAACAACAACAGCUGUGGAUGGGGCCCUUUACUGUAGUGCCAUACUCCCUGUCAUAUUUGGCAUCAUCUGUUUUCUUGGUAUUAUGGGGAACUGCAUUGUCAUGUACACCAUCAUGAAGAAGACCAAGUGCCGUGCCAAACAAACUGUUCCAGAUAUCUUUAUUUUAAAUGUAUCAAUUGUUGAUCUCCUGUUUCUCCUUGGGAUGCCAUUCCUCAUCCACCAGUUGCUGGGCAAUGGUACCUGGCACUUUGGAGCCACAAUGUGUACUGUCAUCACUGCGCUUGACUCCAAUAGCCAGAUUGUCAGUACUUACAUCCUGACUGCAAUGACACUCGACCGUUACCUGGCUACGGUCCAUCCUAUCCGUUUCAACUAUGUCCGCACACCCUGUGUGGCGGCGUUGGUCAUUGGCUUGGUGUGGGCUCUGUCUUUACUCACCAUCAUCCCUGUGUGGAUGUACGCAGGCCUGAUGCCUCUUCCAGGUGGCCUGGUGGCCUGUGCACUCCUCCUGCCUGACCCAGUCAUUGACACAUACUGGUUUACGCUUUACCAGUUCUUCUUGGCCUUUGCCAUACCCCUGGUUAUCAUCUGCUUGGUGUUCUUCAAGAUCCUCCAACACAUGUCCACCAGUGUGGCACCGCUACCUCCACGGAGUUUGAGAGUGCGCACCAGGAAGGUGACCCGUAUGGCAGUGGCCAUCUGCCUGGCUUUCUUCAUUUGCUGGGCUCCUUACUACAUCCUCCAGCUGGUCCACCUAGGGGUACAGAAGCCUAGCCUUGCUUUCUCCUAUGCGUACAACAUAGCCAUUAGCAUGGGCUACGCUAACAGUUGCAUCAACCCAUUCCUCUACAUUAUCCUCAGUGAGACCUUCAAAAGGCAGUUCCUCAGAGCCAUUCGUCCGGUCAACAGAAAGUUCCGUGUGAACCCAAGCACCACUGAUGGUGCCAGCAUGAGUGUGAGGAUGAUACCUGAGGGGGCUCAGCAGGAGCAAGCCUCUGGGGAGAUGAUACCAUCAAAUGCAGCCCCACAAUGAAUAAGAAUCAGUGGCUAUUAAUCAAAGUAUAUUUAUCACCGGGUGUGCAGUUGAUAAGCCCUACUGGGACAUUAGCACAAGGACAGAUACACAUACUGCUUGUGAGCAGUAAUGUCAGCUCAUCAAGCCCAAUCGACCAUGUUAUUUAAACAGCAUGUCUGCUAUUUUUCUGCAAAGACCUGAUUAAAAUGCUAUUUCCCAUCAUUCUUAAUCAUGCAAAGCCCAGUGUCACUGAUUUACAGAUUAUCAUUUUUUGACAGAGCUUGCUGCAGUUUCUCACCUUGGCCUGAGUACAUUUCAGUUUAGUGAUUCACACCUACAAAGAAGACACGUUUAAUUAAUGGGACGCUCACAGUAUAGUCAUAUAGGCCUAUUUGUCAUAUUAGUUCAAAUAACAACUCAUUGUAAAGCAAAGUUCAUCUUACUUACCUCACACAUGAUUUCAUAGCCUGUGUUUGUUAAUGGCAAACAGUCAGUGAACAUGAGAGUGCAUACAACUGCUGCUAGCCAAUAACAUAUAUUGACUCUGUGAGCUCCAGAUGUUCCUCCAGGCUGCCACUUCUCUGCCCCAGUUUCUAUACAUUUAAGAAAUAGAUUAAUACAUCUUAAGUAAGCACACAUUUAUGUAACAGGGGAGAAAUGCUCAAUCUGUGCUAUUUCUUUCCUGCAGUUCACACCAUCUGGAUUAAAUCCACAGCUUUAUCUCUCUGCUUACUUUGGUAAACCUGUUUUAUGUUAAUUCUGAACAUACCUCAACACUGCUGGUAAAGCUGUAAUAUCAAUGAGUAUAAUAUCCUUAUUUUCAUGGAUUGAAAAACAGUGAACCUAAUUCAGUUUAAUUUCAACAGGGAACAUAUUUUUCCAGACUGGAUCAUCGUCCGGUCAAAUGUUUAAAACUAGUAACUCUACCUAAAUACCAACAGGUCAUGGCUGAUAUGCUACCUUGUGAUAACAAGUGGAGUAAAUGUAAAAUAAUUGCUUCUUGGGGGAGUGAGCACUACAUUUAAUACAAGGAGCCUAUGUAGGACAUAAAGUACAGCACACAAGCUGAUACAUGUCACUAAAAACAGCCAAUAUAACACAGUAUACCAAGCAGCUGCCUACAGCUUUGGCUAACAUUUCAGCUGUGCAUUUGAGACAUAUACCUGUAUGAUUGCUUUACAGGUAAUAGAAAGACUUGUAUGAAAUGGGUUGUGAGCUUUAGGAACAUUACGAGUUUGUGUAUAAAGAUUAAUGCAAAUUCUACCGAGGUUGUCAUGAUGCAUUUGGUUUGUUUGGUUUGUUCUUGUGUCCUGUGACUUUCUGAUGUCAUGUCAUGUCAGCUGAAGAACAUGAAGGAUGCAGAAUGAGACCAAAGAAAUGUGCUGGAACCUAAACUGUUAAAUACAGGGAUACAUCGGAUUCAGUAGCAAUGCUGCUUUGAGGAAUUGUGUUACAACAUUCAACAGACCUCUUCUCUUUUGGGGAAAAAAGACACUAAUUUAAAUAUAUGCCAUGGUUGCUCCGUGUAUGUGUUUCAGCAGUGCUUUUAAUUCAUUUUGCUCUCUGAAAUUUUGUAUGUAUUUGAAUCUGCUUGUCUAUUUGCUUAUUUGUGUGUUACCAGAAUAUCAAAAACUUGUUAACUGUUCAACAAAUUCACCCCAGGAAUUUGCAAUGUUAUAAUCACAAAAAAGAAAGAAAGAAAAAACCAAAUCCACACAAUUUAUUACCCCCACCCCCACCCCACCCCUUCCAGAAUACUUGUAAAUUUGACCACACUUACUUACUAGGUGUAAAAUAAUACAGUUGAAAGACAUUUUUACAAGCCAAAUAAAAAUAAAAUUAAACAGAUUUUUGUAUGUAUUUUGCAAUGAAAGCUGUAGUAUUUUCAGUGUCAAGUCCAGUGUCCAGUCCAGAAUUCAGUGCCAUGAAUGUAAAUGAAUGACUCUGUUCUGGAUGAGCUGAUUGAUGUCAAAUCUAUAGAAGCGUGCCAUUUUGCUGAUUAGGUGUUGUUAAUGUUGUUGUACUGAUAUUAAGUAAUAUUAUGUGCAGCUAUGAUGGUGAAAGUAUAUGUUUGGGAAUAUUAAAUAUUAAGUCACUGAAUAUGAAACUCAGGGUUUCUCAACCUUUUCUGGUCCUGUGACCCAGUUUUCAGAGUCUCAUAACUGUCUUGAUGCCAUCAAUUAGAGCUGUCAAACUGACAUCAAAAUUUCCCACUUUUGUAUUGUAUUUUUAAGAGGGCAGAGACCACUCUGAAUUGAUUGUACACAGUAAUGAUGACAUGGUUUAAUGCUUUUUUUGAAAUUAAAAUCAUACAUCCAAUACUCUGUUUAUCAGAGGACCAGAAAUCCUGCAUGACCCAACCUGCUUAUCAAACAACAUUGUGCAGGGUCCCCACACUGAGGAUGAGAAACUCUGGUGUAACUGUUGUUCUCUCUCAAAAUGUCAAAAUGUGUAACUUUGCUUAGUCGUUGAUGAAACAAUACCUUGUGGGCCACGCAGUCUGUACUGUUGUGAACACUGACAGUGUAAUAAAUCAAUAUGUAUGCUGUAAAAUAAAUAUUUAAAAUUUGUAUGAAACUGAA
This is a messenger RNA of Lates calcarifer (barramundi perch), 3942 nucleotides long. It is a transcript of the gene mchr1a, whose product is annotated as melanin-concentrating hormone receptor 1a. The transcript is spliced from 2 exons. Lineage: Eukaryota; Metazoa; Chordata; Actinopteri; Centropomidae. Gene Ontology annotation, cellular component: membrane; neuron projection. The record is from RefSeq and is a predicted model, not a curated record. Gene Ontology annotation, biological process: neuropeptide signaling pathway. Gene Ontology annotation, molecular function: neuropeptide binding; melanin-concentrating hormone receptor activity. The coding region runs from base 299 to 1378 and encodes 359 amino acids.